UCACGAUGAAGUUUGUCAUCCUAGCGACUAUUGUAGCCAUUGCAGCUGCUUACCAUGGACCGGAAGUUCCCAUUCAUCUAGACAGGAUAGAUAAACAGGCCGAAAACUGUCCAUGGAACCCCCAACUAGCUUCAUAUAAUCCAAAAGUGUAUGUAAAUAACGAUGCAGUCGUCUACAUAGUAGGCCACGGUCUUGAUGAAUACCAUGACAACUUCGCAAAACCAGGCGGUGGGUCUAAUGCAGACAUACUAUUUGAUUUCUUUUCACCAAAUUUGGGCGUGGAUACUAAUGGUUUAGGAACCGCAAUUGCUGGAGCAGUCGGUGGCUACUACACUGGUGUUGGAAGAAAUAUUUCACUUGAAGGUGUUAGGGUAAUUGAUGAACCAAGUUACAAGAAUAUUGAUAUGAAAAACUAUGAAGAUGGUCUUCGUGCAGUCGUCACUGAUUACAAAGGCAGGAAGGCAGAAAAUCCCGUGAAUUAUACCCGUGGCGUUGUACUGUUGUGUCCCUACAUUAAUGUAACAUCAGCUGAUACAACAGAUGUUGAAAUGUACAUUAUUGAUAUGCUGAAUGAAGAUCUAGUUGUUGUUGGCCCUACUGGGGACAGUGAAGAUGCUCCAUUUAAAAACUGUACCGAUUAUUUUCCUGGAAAUAUGGAUCAACAAGGGUUAAUUACAGUGGGCAAUUGUCUGAACAGUAACAUAUUACACCUGAACUCAAUACCUGGCGCUUGUAACGAGAUUUACGCACCUGGAUCAUAUGUAUAUACAUCGUAUUACGACAUUGAUGACCCAAAUAACCAUGACAAUUACGUGCAAGCGAAGCCGGGCUCUCCGUUGGCUGCAGCUUUAGUUGCAGGAGCUGCUGCUAUGGUGAGGUCAAGUUGCCCUGGUCUUGAUAAUACUGAGGUAGAACAAAAGAUUAUAGAAUUUUCAACAACUAAAAAUGACGAAGUCCGUCACCCAGUCACCAACGAGGUUGUGGGAUACAUGCUACGUUAUCCUAAUGAAAAUGACGCCUACGAGUUCUGCACACCACCUAUCACUGCGCAAUAUACAUAAUAAACCUGUGUUGCUGAAAUCAUUAUGAUCUAAAAUAAAUAAACAUAUCAAUGUUAAAGAUUGCGAGUAUGUAUUUAUGCAAAUAUAGACUUUUAGUGCUGCACAUAACCGUCAACAAAAAUCAUGACACAUGUGUAUUACACUUGUGUCACUUAAACAAUUAUGAUUUAGAAUAAAUAAAUCAUUAUUAAACAU
This is a messenger RNA of Saccoglossus kowalevskii, 1256 nucleotides long. RefSeq lists its product as uncharacterized. Lineage: Eukaryota; Metazoa; Hemichordata; Enteropneusta; Harrimaniidae. Gene Ontology annotation, molecular function: serine-type endopeptidase activity. The record is from RefSeq and is a predicted model, not a curated record. Gene Ontology annotation, biological process: proteolysis.